Juglans regia (Persian walnut) is the source of this 3565-nucleotide messenger RNA. RefSeq names its product rho GTPase-activating protein 7-like. The coding region runs from base 584 to 3214 and encodes 876 amino acids. The record is from RefSeq and is a predicted model, not a curated record. Gene Ontology annotation, biological process: signal transduction. Lineage: Eukaryota; Viridiplantae; Streptophyta; Magnoliopsida; Fagales; Juglandaceae. The transcript has 22 exons.
AAGACAAUAGUAUUUACUCUCCGCCACAACCACUGUCGAUCUCCCUCUACCUAAUCCACUCCGGGGGGGAAAAAAUAAAAGGAAACCUGCCCUAUUAUAUAUUCUAAAGAUGGAGAGAGAGAGGGCGAGAGUGAGUGCGCUUUAACUUGCUAGUUUGCUACUGCUCUCUUCUUGGGAAAGCAUCGUUUCUUCUUGGGAAAGCAAAAGCAAAUGGGAGGAGAGAAGAUCUUCUAAAUUUACAGGGAGAAAAUGUCAUAGAAAAUUACUUUUACAUUAACAUAUAUUUAUAGAAAGAGAGUGUGUGUGUUUGUUUGUUUGGGAGAGGGAGUGGGGGAUUCGGUUGAUGCUUCUUUACGUCUGUCCAAUCAAAACCCUAGUCUUCGAAACUCUGCUAACUCCCUCUCGCUUCAGAUCCCUGCGAUUUCCCGUUCCUGUUGAUGCGCCGAUCUGCUGGUACAUUUUGGCUUUAUGUGAUGGGGGGCUUCUUCGGUUGGUUUUGUUCCAAUGUUGAGGAUUUCCAGUGGAGAUUGUGCUUGGAUUCGGCACGAUUUUGAUGUAUUGGCUUCGGAGCUAAUUGUUUACAAUGGCGGCUACGUUAGCGGCUUUCGAGCGCCCCAGAGCUGGGGCUUCCAAUACGGUUUUCAAAAGUGGCCCACUUUUCAUUUCUUCAAAAGGAAUAGGCUGGAAGUCUUGGAAGAAACGGUGGUUUAUCUUGACACGCACUUCUUUAGUUUUCUUCAAAAAUGAUCCUAGUGCACUUCCGCAAAAAGGUGGUGAAGUGAACCUGACUUUGGGAGGCAUUGACUUGAACAAUUCUGGAAGUGUUGUAGUUAGAGAAGAUAAAAAACUGUUGACCGUAUUGUUUCCAGAUGGACGUGAUGGCAGAGCAUUUACCCUAAAGGCUGAGACAUCCGAGGAUUUGUAUGAGUGGAAGACUGCCCUAGAACAUGCCCUUGCACAAGCGCCGAAUGCUGCCCUUGUAAUGGGACACAAUGGGAUUUUUAGGAGUGAUACAAAUGAUACAAUUGACGGGUCUUUUCAUCAAUGGAGGGAUAAGCGUCCUGUUAAGUCCUUGGUUGUUGGAAGACCAAUAUUGCUUGCACUAGAAGAUAUUGAUGGAGGUCCAUCCUUUCUUGAGAAAGCUCUCCGUUUUCUUGAGAAGUAUGGCACUAAAGUCGAAGGGAUUUUGCGACAAUCUGCUGAUGUUGAGGAGGUAGACCACAGGGUUCAAGAAUAUGAGCAAGGCAAGACUGAAUUUGGUCCUGAUGAGGAUGCUCAUGUCGUUGGUGACUGCAUUAAGCAUGUUCUUAGGGAGCUACCCUCCUCACCAGUUCCAGCCUCAUGUUGCACUUCAUUGCUGGAGGCUUACAAAAUCGAUCGAAAAGAAGCUCGGAUAAAUGCAAUGCGGUCGGCAAUAAUGGAGACAUUUCCUGAACCAAACCGACGUUUAUUACAGAGAAUUCUGAAGAUGAUGCAUACCAUCUCUUCUCAUGCUCACGAGAACCGGAUGACUCCAUCUGCUGUCGCUGCUUGCAUGGCACCUUUGCUUCUACGCCCUUUAUUAGCUGGUGACUGUGAGUUGGAGGAUGACUUUGAUAUUAAUGGUGAUAGUUCAGCCCAGCUUCUUGCUGCUGCAAAUGCUGCUAAUAAUGCUCAAGCAAUUAUUACAACUCUAUUGGAGGAGUAUGAUAAUAUCUUUGAUGAUGAGAAUCUUAACAGAUGCUCCAUUUCGGCUGAUUCUCGGAUUGAAAACAGUGGGACAGAAGAUUCAUCUGAUGAUGAAAAUCUAGAUAUGAAAGACAAUGGUUACCAUGAUGCCGAAAAUGAAGUUGAUCCAGAAACGGAUGACGAUGCUGAACGUGUACACAGUGGAAAAUUGAGUGAAAGUAGUGGUUAUGCUGGUAGUGAUCUAUACGAUUACAAGGCAUUUGGGGUUGACGAUUCAGAUGUUGUAUCCCCUAGCAAGAAAAACCCCGCUUCAACUGAGAGUACAAAUUUAUGUGUUGAUCAUGAACAAAUAAGAGAUCCCAAUGGUGACAUGUCGGAGGAGCGAGGCAAGCACAAGAAAGUAAAUGAUAAAUCGAUUAAUGAGGUGGACCCUCCAAGUGUAUCACCUACUGGUGAGUCUUGUCGAUCUGUGGGGGAGAUUCUUUCUUCAAUGGAUCCAGUGCAACCUUUGUCAAUGCCUGGAGUUGAAUUAAGUCCUGGAAAGCCAAUGGGAAAAGUUACGGCAUCUGCUGUCAAUGCGAAACGAUCAACAUUCUGGGGAAGGGGCAAUGCCAGAAAGACACCCUCAAUGGAAUCGGUUGAUUCUUCUGGAGAAGAAGAGCUUGCUAUUCAGAGACUGGAGAUUGCCAAAAAUGACUUGCAACACAGGAUUGCAAAGGAGUCUAGAGGAAAUGCAAUUUUACAAGCAAGCUUGGAGAGAAGGAAGCAAGCUUUGCAUGAGCGGCGCCUGGCACUUGAACAAGAUGUUUCAAGAUUGCAAGAGCAGUUGCAGGCUGAAAGAGACCUUAGAGCUGCACUGGAAGUCGGUUUGAGCAUGUCUUCUGGACAGUUUUCUGGUUCGCGUGGCAUGGAUUCUAAGACAAGGGCAGAGCUAGAAGAGAUUGCUCUUGCUGAAGCAGAUGUGGCAAGGUUGAAGCAGAAAGUUGCAGAACUCCACCAUCAACUUAAUCAGCAAAGGCAGCAUCACUAUGGUUCCCUCUCUGAUGCAUCUGACCGUUAUCAACACGUUCAAAAUCAUAAUCCCCAACAGAGAUUUCUUCCGCAAGAUUUUGAUACAACACUUGCUUACUGUAACCAUGACCGGAAACAGAGGACUGAGGAGAGUUUGUUGGGCACAGACUGGAGGAGUAUUAAAGGACAAGUGUUGGCAUCUGGUAGCAAUAUCAUGCAGUCUUCUCGAAAGCAAUUCAUGGAGUCAACAAGCUUGAGUGAUUCUAAAAGUACCGAAGCAUCCACAAGUAUUUCUAUGGAUGAACUUAGUGCUGUUGAUUCUGCCAUCGUGCCUUCCACUUCCAGAGCAGUAGAGAUGGAGUAUCCAAGACAUCCAUCUGCAGCAUCUUCUACAUUGGUAGAAUUGACAACUCGGCUUGAUUUCUUCAAAGAAAGACGUUCUCAGCUCAUGGAACAGCUCCACAACCUUGAUUUGAACUAUGGUACGUCUUCACAAGACUUUGUCUAUAGACCAUCGUCCCCACCAUGGAAUUGACUGACUGGAGAUGAUAUGCUUCAUUGACUGUGUUCAGAAGAGUCUUGCCUGACUUGUUAUUGUAUAUUCUUCUACCCGAUUACUUGUAUCUUUAUCCUCUAGCCCAACGUACGUAGUUUUGUUUAAUAUUGUGUGUUUCAUAUGAAAAUUUUCUCUCUUGAUUUUCCCUAAUGUUGUUGGAUUUUGGAUGAGAAAUUAUUUUCCAUUUGUUCUUGGGGUUUGUUCUUUCUCCCUUUUCUUUUAUUUAUUUUUGGUCAUAAACAAUGUAAGGAAGCAUUCUGUGUCUUGUCAAUAGUAAGUGGAGGUAUGUUAAUGUUGAACUGACACAUUUAUAGUGAACUACUUUUUUCG